AUGUUUGUACGACAGCAAUCUGUAUUGAAAUUAUCAUCUGUAAUUAGUAGUUUUUAUUAUCGUACAAUGAAAAUCCGUCAUUUCAAUGCCUUAGAAGAUAAUUAUAUGUAUUUAAUAAGUGAUGAUAAAACUAAAGAAUGUGCAGUUGUUGAUCCAGCCGAACCUGACGUACUAGUCAAAACUAUUAGGAAUGAAGGAUUAAAAUUAACAACUAUUCUUACAACACAUCAUCAUUACGAUCAUGCUGGUGGUAAUAACAAAAUGCUCAUAUUAAUGGGUGCAGACAAAGGUCAAAUAAAAGUAGUUGGUGGUGAUAACUCACUGCAAGGACUUACACAUUCAGUAACUGAUAAUGAAAAACUAAAAAUUGGAGAAAUUGAAGUAACUUGUUUAUCAACGCCAUGCCAUACAGCUGGUCAUGUUUGUUAUGUAGUCACUGAUGAAAAAGAACAAGCCGUUUUUACAGGCGAUACAUUAUUUAUUGGUGGUUGUGGUAAAUUUUUUGAAGGUACCGCAUCACAAAUGCAAUCAAGUCUUCAAAAAUUAGCUUCACUUGAUCCUAAAACUCUGGUCUAUUGUGGUCAUGAAUAUACGAAAAAAAAUCUUCAAUUUGCUGCUACUGUCGAGCCAGAUAAUCAAGACUUGCAAGCUAAACAAGCUAGUUUAACAUCUGUUACUAUACCAUCGACUAUUGGUGAUGAACUUAAAUUUAAUCCUUUUAUGCGUACUAAUCAAAGUAGUGUACAAAGAUUUACUGGUAAAACUGAUCCGGUUGAAUGUAUGGCUGAAUUACGUGAACGAAAAAAUAGAUUUUAA
Messenger RNA from Rotaria socialis, 816 nucleotides. NCBI's taxonomy places the organism in Eukaryota, Metazoa, Rotifera, Eurotatoria, Philodinida, Philodinidae. The record is from the annotation of a GenBank genome assembly.